AUGGCUUCAAACGGAUUAUAUCGUCCUAGAAGUGCACUAGCACGCGCUUUUUAUGAAAAACAACUGAACGAUAGACAGCUUGAAGAGUUCGACCAAACAGAGUGGUAUCGAAUAGACACCAGUAGAAUUAGCGAAGACCUUCAAAAGAAGUUUGUGCAACUUCACUGCGAUGAAGAAACGAAGGAAUUCUUAUCAUCGUCUAUCGAUAAGUCCUCGUGGGUCUGGACGCAAAUAUGGUAUCUGCUUGCGAAAGCUGUUCUCAAGCACUUCUGGUCCAUUACCGACAUCAAUGGUUGGUUGGGUCGAGGUUCGAUGUUCGUGCUGUCGGAGGCACAGGCGCGACGGCUGCUGAGUGCCGCGGGCACGCAGUUCGGUGGUGGCGCGCUCGUCGACGUGGGCGCCGGCGACGGAGAGGUCAGCCGCCGCUUCGCGCACCUCUUCAGCGCCAAGUUCGCUACAGAGAUAUCCUCAACUAUGAGGAAAGCUCUCAACAGUAAAGGAUACACGCUGCUGGACACGGAGCAGUGGUGGCGCGGCGAGUUCUCGUGCGUGUGCGCGCUGAACGUGCUGGACCGCUGCGCGCGGCCUCGCGCCAUGCUGCGCCACGCGCGCGCCGCGCUGCUGCCGCACGGCCGCCUGCUGCUCGCGCUCGUGCUGCCCUACAAGCCCUACGUCGAAGUGACACCGGACCACAAACCGCUGGAGCGACUGCCCAUCCAGGGCACAACGUUCGAAGAACAAGUGGCGUCGUUCGUAAGCUUCAUGCGUGAAAUGGGUUUCGAACUCGCGGCCUGGUCUAGAGCGCCGUACUUAUGUGAGGGUGACUUCGUGCAGGCCUACUACUGGCUGGACGACUCCGUGUACGUGUUCACGCCUAUUCAGGAGGCCACGUGA
Parnassius apollo (apollo) is the source of this 894-nucleotide messenger RNA. The record is from the annotation of a GenBank genome assembly. NCBI's taxonomy places the organism in Eukaryota, Metazoa, Arthropoda, Insecta, Lepidoptera, Papilionidae.